AAAACUUUUUGAGUGACCUUUAAACAUUCAAAUUUUGUAAAUAAUAAAUAAUUUAAACCUGCUUUAUUUACUGAAAUCUGAUGCAAUAAUAGAGAAACCCGAUUUUUUAUUAAGAGCACUUUCCUUGACAGAGAGACAGUGCAGUUUUUACAAUCUUACAUUCCAGACGGUUUUUGAGGUUAUAACACGUUUCGCAUACCGGAACUUUAAUUGAGACUCUCUCAAAAAUCAUAUGGUAAUUUCUUCACAACUCAAUACCGAAGUUACAUCACCCUAAAACCCCAUUCAAAAUGAAUACUGAAAUGACCGCUAAAGAAAUCCGAAGCGCCUUCAUCAACUUCUUUAAAUCAAAAAAGCACGAAUAUGUUCAUUCCUCAUCUACAAUUCCCCUUGAUGACCCAACAUUAUUAUUCACAAAUGCUGGAAUGAAUCAAUUUAAACCCAUCUUCCUUGGUAUUGCUGAUCCCAAUAGUGAUAUGGCGAAAUGGACUCGGACUGUUAACACUCAAAAAUGUAUUCGUGCUGGUGGAAAACACAACGAUCUUGAUGAUGUUGGGAAAGAUGUUUAUCACCACACUUUCUUUGAAAUGCUUGGAAAUUGGUCAUUUGGGGAUUAUUUUAAAAAGGAAAUUUGCGCUUGGGCUUGGGAAUUACUUACAGAGGUUCUAAAAUUACCUAGUGAGCGAUUAUAUGUUACUUAUUUUGGUGGUGAUGAAAAAUCUGGGUUAGAACCUGAUUUAGAAUGUAAACAAAUUUGGUUAGAACUUGGUAUAAAACCAGAACACAUUAUUCCAGGGAAUAUGAAAGAUAAUUUUUGGGAAAUGGGGGAAACUGGACCAUGUGGGCCUUGUUCUGAACUUCAUUUUGAUCGAAUUGGAAAUCGCGAUGUUCCACAUUUAGUUAACCAAGAUGACCCAGAUGUCCUUGAAAUUUGGAAUUUGGUUUUUAUUCAAUUUAAUCGCGAAUCAGAUGGUUCAUUAAAACUCCUUCCAAAAAAACACAUUGAUUGUGGAUUAGGACUUGAACGAUUAGUAUCUGUAAUUCAAAAUAAACGUUCCAAUUAUGAUACAGAUUUAUUUCAACCACUUUUUGAGGCGAUUCAAAAGGGAACAGGGGCUCCAAAAUACCAAGGUAGGGUUGGAGAUGAAGAUAAAGAUGGUAUUGAUAUGGCUUAUAGAGUUCUUGCUGAUCACGCUCGUACUUUAACAAUUGCUUUAUCUGAUGGGGGUUCACCAGAUAAUACUGGUCGAGGGUACGUUUUAAGAAGAAUUUUAAGACGCGCUGUUAGAUAUGCGACGGAAAAAUUACAUGCCCAACCAAAAUUCUUUGCAAGUUUAGUGAAUACAGUUGUUGAGUUAUUAGGGGAAACAUUUCCAGAAGUGAAGAAGGAUCCACAAGGGAUUAUUGAUGUAAUUAAUGAAGAGGAGGAGCAGUUUUUGAAAACUUUAUCGAGGGGGCGAAAUUUAUUGAAUCGCACAAUCACAAAAUUGGGUGGGGGUUGUAAUAAUUUACCUGGAGAUGUUGCUUGGAGGCUUUAUGAUACUUAUGGAUUUCCUGUUGAUUUAACACAAUUGAUGGCUGAAGAAAAAGGUUUAGCUGUUGAUAUGAAUGGUUAUGAGGAAUCGAAAAAACAAGCACAACUUAUAUCACAAGGUAAAGGUAUCGGAAUUGAAGACACAAUAAAUUUAGAUGUCCACUCAAUAACUGAACUUCAACAAAAAGGAGUUUCCCCAACAGAUGAUUCCCCAAAAUACAAUUAUUCAGCAACAAGUACUUCUUUCGAUUACACUUUUGAACCAUGCGAAGCAAAAGUAAUCGCUUUACGUUUUAAUAAACAAUUCGUGGACUCAAUCACCACCGGACAAGAAGCGGGAAUUUUACUUGAUAAAACCUGUUUUUAUGCGGAACAAGGUGGUCAAAUUUACGAUACCGGUUACAUCGUAAAAACGGAUGAUGAAUCUGUGGAAUUUACGGUUAAAAACGUCCAAGUGCGAGGAGGUUAUAUCAUCCAUAUAGGCAACAUUGAAGGUGUUUUAAAAGUAGGGGACAAAGUUAAUCUCCAAAUAGAUUCAUCCCGAAGACGAUUAGUUAUGAAUAAUCACACCGGGACUCACAUUUUAAAUUAUGCUUUAAGGAAGGUUUUGGGUACAGAAGCUGAUCAAAGAGGAUCUUUAGUUGCACCGGAUCGUUUAAGAUUCGAUUUUACAAAUAAAGGAGCUUUAAAUGCGGAACAAGUCAAACAAGUUGAGUUAGCUUCAAAAGAAAUUAUCGCAACCAACAAAGAAGUUUUUGCUAAAGAAACCGCUUUAGGUGUCGCUAAGACAAUAAAUGGCCUCCGUGCUGUUUUUGAAGAAACUUACCCCGAUCCAGUACGAGUCGUUUCCGUUGGAAUUCCCGUUGAAACUUUAGAAACUGAUCCAUUUGGGCCCGAAGGAACGAAAACUUCCGUCGAAUUUUGUGGCGGUACUCAUUUAAAAUAUGUGGGUCAUUGCGGCGAUUUUGUAAUUUCAAGCGAAGAGGCCAUCGCUAAAGGAAUAAGAAGGAUUGUAGCUUUAACCGGCCCGGAAGCCGCAAAAGCUUUAAAAAAGACCGAAUUGUUAGAAAAUAAAUUAAACGACAUCAAAACAACAAUCGAUAAAUCCGAUUUUGAUUCAAAAGAAAUUGUUAAAUCAAUCGUUGAAUUAACCGAGGAAGCAUCACAUUCAAUAAUCCCAUAUUGGAAAAAAGAAGAAAUUCGAAACGCUUUAAAAACGUUAAAGAAGAACCUCGAUGAUAAAGAACGCGCUAAAAAAGCUGCAAUUGCCAACCAAGUUGUUGAUGAAGUUAAAUUAUUUUUAAAAGAGAAUCCGAAUUUACCGAUUAUUGUUAAAUGUUUAAACGCGGCGUCCAAUACGAAAGCUUUGGAUUCCGCGCUUAAACAAGUUAAGGCUUUAAGUCCGAAAUCUGCCGCUAUGUUUGUAUCGGUUGAUAUGGAUUGUUCAAAAGUCUUUAGUUUAGCUGCUGUACCUAAAGAAGCACAAGAAAAAGGAUUAAAAGCCAAUGAAUGGAUUCAACAAGUAUCGGUAUUGAUGAACGGAAAAGGAGGUGGAAAAGCCGAUUCCGCCCAAGCUUCUGGAACCAAUGUCGCUGCGAUAGAACAAGUUCUUAUUGUUGCUAAACAAUACGCCGAAACAUUUUUAGUUUAAUAGGUGUUUUUAUUAUGUAAUACUGAUAAAUAACACUGUUUUGUAAUUGUAAUUGAAUAAAUAAAAUUGGAAACAUUAAUUAUUAAAAUUAUAA
Messenger RNA from Onthophagus taurus, 3279 nucleotides. RefSeq names its product alanine--tRNA ligase, cytoplasmic (gene AlaRS). Gene Ontology annotation, cellular component: cytoplasm; mitochondrion. NCBI's taxonomy places the organism in Eukaryota, Metazoa, Arthropoda, Insecta, Coleoptera, Scarabaeidae. Gene Ontology annotation, molecular function: alanine-tRNA ligase activity; ATP binding; nucleic acid binding. Gene Ontology annotation, biological process: alanyl-tRNA aminoacylation. The record is from RefSeq and is a predicted model, not a curated record.